This is a messenger RNA of Saccostrea echinata, 654 nucleotides long. RefSeq lists its product as uncharacterized. Gene Ontology annotation, cellular component: plasma membrane; cytoplasm. The transcript has 4 exons. The record is from RefSeq and is a predicted model, not a curated record. Bases 7 to 576 code for a protein of 189 amino acids. Gene Ontology annotation, biological process: vesicle-mediated transport; intracellular protein transport. Gene Ontology annotation, molecular function: GTP binding; GTPase activity. NCBI's taxonomy places the organism in Eukaryota, Metazoa, Mollusca, Bivalvia, Ostreida, Ostreidae.
AAAAGAAUGGGUCUAUUUUUAUCAAAAUUAACGACUCUGUUCGAGUCUUUUUCUUCUGGAUCACCAGCUAGAAUUGUAAUGCUUGGUUUAGAUGCUGCAGGAAAAACAACGAUUUUGUACAAGAUUAAACUAAAUGAGAACGUAUGCACCAUUCCUACCAUCGGAUUUAAUGUGGAGACUGUGUCCCCAGUAAAGGGCGUGUCCUUUACGGUAUGGGACAUCGGGGGUCAGGACAAGAUCAGACCACUGUGGAAAUACUACUUCCAAAACACAGAGGGCUUAGUGUAUGUGGUGGACAGCAACGACAGAGAAAGAAUUGCAGAGUCACGUGAAGAACUGUUUGGAAUUCUACAAUAUGACGAAAUGAGGGGAGUUCCAGUGAUGAUAAUUGCUAACAAGCAAGAUCUUCCAAACGCUCUAAAUACCUCUCAGGUGGCAGAAAUGAUGUGUUUGCACAAAAUAACGUCACGAAAAUGGUUCAUCCAGUCCGCAUGUGCAACAACGGGCGAGGGAAUCUAUGAGGCCAUGCAAGAAUUAUCAACUAUGGUCAAAGACUACAAGAAAGCACUCAAAUAAAUCCCGGUCAUCAAUAUCUCUAUCAGAGCCAUCAAAAUGUCUUCCUAUGAAAGCUACCCGUGUGUAUGCUAUCAGCUG